UCUUUCUUCAGCAGAUUGAUAUACGGUCGUGUGAAGUACCUCAAAAUGGGCGGAAGGCGACUAUGGCAGGAGUAUGGGUGUGAACGCAACGCCGCAUGUCGCUUGCAACGUUGGCGCUGUUGGCAGUGGUAUGCGCAUGCGCUUCUGAAGUUGGCCACGGAAAGGAUGCGCUUGUCAGAUACCGUCGUCAAUCUGGUGGUGGUCGACCUGGAGGUGGUGGAGGAGGACGUCCUGGAGGAGGUGGUGGUGGAGGAGGAGGACGUCCAGGAGGUGGUGGAUCAGGUCAAGGCAAUGGUGGAUUUGGCGGAGGAGGAAGUGGUGGACCAGGGAAUGGUGGCUUUGGAGGUGGUGGAGGACGUCCAGGUGGAGGUGGACCAGGACAAGGCAAUGGCGGAUUUGGAGGAGGACCAGGACAAGGAAAUGGUGGAUUUGGAGGACCAGGGGGAGGUCACGGCGGUGGAUUUGGAGGACCAGGUGGAGGUCAUGGCGGUGAUUUUGGAGGUCAUGGGGGUCAUGGUCAUGGGCAUGGACACGGUCAUGGUCAUGAACAUGGACACGGUCAUGGUCAUGGACAUGGACACGGUCAUGGUCAUGGUCCUGGAGGAAGACCUGGGUUUGGAGGUCCUGGCAGACCAGGGCCAGGAUUUGGAGGACCUGGCAGACCUGGGGUGGCACCCGGAAGACCUGGUGGCCUCUCUAUCACUGGAC
Molecule: messenger RNA, 708 nt
Organism: Notodromas monacha
Lineage: Eukaryota; Metazoa; Arthropoda; Ostracoda; Podocopida; Cyprididae
Source: the annotation of a GenBank genome assembly